AUGGUAAAAUUUAUAUUACUACUUUAUGUUUUAUUUCAUAGUGGAGAAGCUAUAUUUUCAUUUUUAGAUAAAAAGUGGGAAGUUAAUGUUACAGGAAAAUUACUUUGUAAUGGAAAAGGUGUAGAGAAUGCUGUUAUCGAAAUAUUUGAUUUUCCACUUUUGGGUAAUAAUGUUAUGUUAGAUAGAAGAAUAUCCAAUAAAAAUGGAGAUUUUAAAAUGUUUGGUAAUAUUGAUAAGUUUCUUUCACCUAAACUAUAUAUAAAUAUUUAUGAUCAUUGUAACGUUAAAAAUACAUUUUGUUAUAAUAUAAGAAGAAUAAAUCUAUCAAUUAAAAAAAGUAUUGUUGGGAAAAAUAAAUAUGAAAAAAUGUGGAAACUUGGUACAAUUGAUUUAAAUAAACAUAGAUUUAAUAAAAAAAGUUUACAAUUUAAAAGUGAAGAACAUUGUGAUUCAAUUUUUCAAACUAUCCAUCAAAAUACAAAUCAUUUAAUAGUAUAA
This is a messenger RNA of Strongyloides ratti, 498 nucleotides long. Its product is annotated as Transthyretin-like family-containing protein. The transcript has 2 exons. Gene Ontology annotation, cellular component: cell surface. NCBI's taxonomy places the organism in Eukaryota, Metazoa, Nematoda, Chromadorea, Rhabditida, Strongyloididae. Bases 1 to 498 code for a protein of 165 amino acids. The record is from RefSeq and is a predicted model, not a curated record.